Micropterus salmoides (largemouth bass) is the source of this 1560-nucleotide messenger RNA. RefSeq names its product leptin-like. The coding region runs from base 582 to 1067 and encodes 161 amino acids. The record is from RefSeq and is a predicted model, not a curated record. The transcript is spliced from 2 exons. Lineage: Eukaryota; Metazoa; Chordata; Actinopteri; Centrarchiformes; Centrarchidae.
CUCUUCUCCAUUGCAUUCACCGUCUCUUUUAUUGUGGCUUCAACUUGUCCAUCUUUGUAUCAUUAUCUGUGUUAAUUAUCAUACUUGAUCUUCCAGGGCAUCUGUUUGUUUAAAAGUUACCAGUUUUGGAAAGUUUGUAUUUAUUUGUAUUUAUUUUAAAUACAGAUUAUUUGUGUGUAAACUUUAUUUCUUUUAAGAGGUUUUUAGAGAAAUUCUUGUGGUUAGAGAUUGUGUGUCGUCCUCACUAAGCAUGGUAGCAGAGGUUUGGGAAACAAGGGGGGGUGAGAAUAAUUGAGCUAGCCAAAGUCAGUGAUCUUUGUACCUGUUACACAGUCAGACAUUCACAGGUGUCUCUAUCACAAAUAUUUGCGGUUACAAUCAAACAUGCUGAGUAAAUUACUGGAAGGAAGCGUGCGUGUCUGUAUGAAAUGAUGAAAUGCGGAUAUGAACUGAUGCCGGCAAGUGAAAUAUGGGUAACUGUAAACAGCAUUUAAAGGAAGAAUAACCUGCUCAUUGUUGUUCUUCUCCUAGAAAUACCAGUGCUAUUCUGAAUUCUAUACAUCUGGGGAAAUACUACAAAUAUGGACUACACCCUUGCUGUCCUGUUUUCUAUACUGCAAGUUUUAAGUGUGGGCUCAGCUGCUCCUCUGCCAGUGGAAGUAGUGAAGAUGAAAUCAAAAGUGAAGUGGAUGGCUGAACAGCUGGUGGUUAAGCUGGACAAAGACUUCCAGGUCCCUGUUGGCCUGACUCUCAGCCCACCUUCUGAUGAUCUGGAUGGACCUUCCACCAUAGUGACCGUCUUGGAGGGUUACAACAGCCUGAUCUCUGACAACCUUAACGGGGUCUCUCAGGUCAAGUUUGAAAUCUCUUCGCUGACGGGUUACCUUGAUCAGUGGAGGCAGGGGCACUGCAGUGAGCAGCGGCCAAAGCCUUCGGUACCGGGACCCCUACAGGACCUACAGAGUCGAAAAGAGUUUAUUCACACCGUGAGCAUUGAGGCUCUCAUGAGAGUGAAGGAGUUCCUAAAUCUGCUGCUGAAAAAUCUGGAUCAUCUUGAGACUUGCUGAAAGACAGACAUUAGGUCUAGUAAUUGGAAGUUACUGGCAACAAUUGUGAAAGUCUUCAUCAGUGACGCCUGCAAUGCAAUUUUAAGGACUUUUAUUCUCAAACAUUCUUACUUAUUUACUUAUUUAUAUACACAUGUAUUUAUUUAUAUAUUGUACUUGGAAAAUAGGUAUUUUGUAAAAGAAAAAGAACAGUCUUUUCAUUCACGUGUUUCGCUGCAAGUGUGGGUUCCACAGGAAUGUUAAAAGGCAAACAGGUCUAUGCUUUGCACAUAAAGAAAAAUCGCUGCUCACAGGUUUGUACUAUUACACUACUGUUGUAUCAACAAGAGCUCCAAGUGUAAAAUAUGGAUCUACAUAUUAAUUCAGUCAUAUAGCUGAGUCCGCUGAGUAAGGUUGUUUGCAGUCAGAGGGUGUGAUGAGUAGCAACGUCAUCCACGGAAAUUCCUGAAAACCCGGUGGCCAAAAUCAACAGAAAGCUACAUGGACAAGAAGG